CAACGGCACCGGUGCGAUUAACAGUCAGUUCAUGAUUUUGACCUUUCUUUGUUUAUUUAGCCAUCCCAUGACCGCAUUGUGACUAUCUUAUCUUUUGCACAGGCCAGCUUCACAUGCUUCGUCAUCAUCAUCAUCAUAGCUGGGUUGCCAGCUUAGGUACCAAUUCAUUUUUAUCUCUGGACAUUAUGGAUCAUGACCUGAAAAGACCCUCUUAGGUCGACUAUACCGCCCAGUUGCCCCCACUGUUAUACAUGUACGUCUUGUUAUUUAUGUACAAAUGUCCCAGCUCUUUUAAAACUUUUUCUCCUGUCCAAGCAUCUGUAACCAUCAUACAAGUUGAAAAAAAUGACCAUCAUGAGGGGAGCAUUAUACAUAGAGCCAACGCCAACCGAUAUAACCUCGUCUAAAAAUACACGCAAGAUGCGAUUGAGCGUGGAGAUGUCAUCAAAGCACACAUCUCCGUCAUUAUGGAAGAACGAUAUGCUUAUUUGUUCUUGACAACACCGACCUUGGCGGCGCGCAGCACCCGGCCGUUAAGCUUGAAGCCCUUCUGUUGAACGAAGAAAACAGUGCCGUCCUCCUUAUCAGGCUGGGGAGUCAUAAAAGUGGCCUCCUGCUCGUUGGGGUUGAAUUUCUCGCCCUCGGGAUUGAGUCGCUCGAGGCCGUGCUUCUUAAGGGUAUUCAUGAGGAUAUCUUCGGUCAUCUUGAGACCCUCAUACAGGUUGGCGAGAUCCUCGAGUCCCUCAGGUCGGUCUGGGGCAUUGAGCUUAUCCUUGGGAACCAUUCCAAGGGCGCGGUCGAGGUUAUCGACGCUGUCGACGAGAUCCUUGGCGAAUUUUUGGAUGGCAAAAUCUUUAGCGGCCUUGACCUCACGUGUGGUGCGCUCCUGGAGGUUGCGGAAAUCGGCGACGGUGCGCAUACACUUAUCCUGCAAGAGCGUCAGUCAGAUGUCCCAUGUCAAAUUGUACAUUUAGUUGUCACAAACCUUCCAGUCCUUGACCUCGUUCUCCUUGGCUGCAAGCUCCUUCUUGAGCUCAGCGAGAGGAUCGUUCUCUUUCUCACCCUCAGCGGGCUUUUCCUCGGCUUUGGCCUCCUCAGCAGGCUUGGUCUCAGUCUCCUUAGCGUCACUGUACCAUCUCGACACGGCAGGCUUAACGGAUCUGAGAGCAAAGGCGGGCGCGGCCUGAAAUUGCGACUGAAUAAAAGGUCGGGGGACGGCGACCUUGGGAGCAGCUCGCAGAGCGCGGGAUGAGGUAGCAAUGGCCUGUCGGAACAUUGUGAGGGUAUAUGAGGAAUUGUAUUAUAGAAUUUGGUAGGAACAAAGUAAAUGACGAGGAAGACGAGGAAGACUCGACGGAGAUAGGCUGAUGCACUUAAGUAAGUAAGUGUACAGUGGCUGUGGUGGGUAGGUAAGGUAGGUAUCAGGAAGUUUGGAAGCUCCGAGUCAGGACUGAAAUUUUAGCUGUCGGCAUGAUUGAUUCGCUUCGAAUUUAGAAGGGUCGCGCCGGCUUCUCUUCCGGGGACGGGAAGCUUCCAUUCGGCGGCGGGCAAUAGCAGGGCAGCCAGGGCAAGGGCCAUUGGAUCAGAUGCAUGCCUAAGGUACCCUGGAAGCACUCACUGUAUGUGCGGAUCAACAAAAGCCCGUCACUGCAUCAUUGAUCCAAUUGCUGUCCUGGGCUGUUUCCUCAUGAGGCUGUAGGGUCCACUCUUUUACUGGCCUACGUCGUGCUCUGGCAACCUGGAGGCUAAGGUUAGGUUAGGUAGCUGUUCACUAUGGUAUUGCUUCGACAUUCAUACCUCUAACCACACAACUUCAAGAUCCAAUAACGGCCACUACUACUCUUCAGCGCCCCCAACGUCAAGUCUCCGCCUUCAUAGCGCAUAUCCACUCACCCACGAUCAUAUUCAGCGACACGCGUAAACACACCUUUCACAAUGGCGGCGGCCGAAUCAGCGAGGGUUCAGGAAGCGCAGAAGCUCGCCAAGUCUGAUCCUCGAAAGGCUGAGGCCAUCUACAAGGACAUCAUCUCCAAGGCUCCCAGCACCACAUCCGAUGCUGCCACUCGCGAGUACGAGACCGCUCUGAUCAGUUUAGGAGAGCUGUAUCGAGAUGAGAAGAAUACCCAAGAGUUGGUGACCUUGGUCAAGGAGAGCAGAACCGUCUUCUCUUCUUUCGCAAAGGCCAAGUCAGCAAAGCUUGUCCGUCAACUGCUUGACCUCAUCAAGGAAAUCCCCGAUAGCACCGAUAUCGAAAUCUCCGUCACCAAGGACUGUAUAGAAUGGGCCACCGCCGAGCGCCGCGCGUUUCAGCGACAGGACCUCGAGGUCCGCCUCGUCACUCUCCAGAUGGCAAAGCAAUCCUACUACGAAGCCCUCGGGCUCAUUAACAACCUUCUUCGCGAGCUCAAGCGCCUGGAUGACAAGCUCCGACUCGUCGAAGUUCAGCUCCUCGAGUCGAGAGUUUACCACGCCCUCGGCAACAUCCCCAAGUCCCGUGCCGCUCUUACCAGUGCACGAACAAGCGCCGCUAGCGUAUACACCCCUCCGAUGCUACAGGCCAACCUCGAUAUGCAGAGCGGCAUGCUUCAUGCUGAGGACAAGGACUUCAACACCGCGUUCUCUUACUUCAUUGAGGCUCUCGAUGGCUACCACUCUCAAGAUGAGAGCACCCGAGCUCAGGCUGCUCUUCAGUACAUGCUUCUGUGCAAGAUCAUGCUAAACCUCGUUGACGAUGUCAACAACCUUAUGACUUCCAAGCAAGCCCUGAAGUACGCAGGCAAGAACCUAGAGGCUAUGAAGGCCAUUGCUCGCGCACAUUCGAAUCGAUCACUGGAGGAAUAUGAGCGAGCACUUUCGUCUUACCGAUAUGAGCUCGGUAGCGACGCUUUUAUCCGCAACCACCUUCGCCGCCUCUACGAUGCUAUGUUGGAGCAGAACCUAAUCAAAGUCAUCGAGCCUUUCUCACGCGUCGAAAUCGACCACAUUGCCAAGAUGGUUGGCCUCGACACUCAGCAGGUUGAGCGAAAACUGUCUCAGAUGAUCUUGGACAAGGUCAUUAUCGGGGUUUUGGACCAGGGGGCUGGUUGUCUCAUCAUCUUUGACGAGACGCACCGGGAUGAGUCCUAUGAUGCGGCUCUGGCAACCAUCGAGAAACUGAGCAGUGUGGUGGAUGUACUUUACACGAACCAAGCUUCCAUGCUGGAAUAGAUUAGCAAUGAGAGGCACAAUAGUAGUUGUAUGUAAUAUAUCACACGCUUUUAGACCAGGCGUUUCAAGAGGGAAAAGAAUCGUCCACGCUGAGCGGCAUAUACAUGUAUUCAAUUGCUAGCACAACCAUAUCUGAAACGGAUAACCAAAACUAUAUAUAUGCUGAUGCUUCCAACAGACUGUGCUGCAAGACAGGGGUAUGUAAUCGUAUGCAAAGAAAGCAUAAAGGGUACAACAAGCGGUAUCUGGUAUCUCAAAACAGUAACAGCCACCAAAUCAUGAAACAGAAC
This is a messenger RNA of Fusarium verticillioides 7600, 3497 nucleotides long. RefSeq names its product 26S proteasome regulatory subunit N6. Lineage: Eukaryota; Fungi; Ascomycota; Sordariomycetes; Hypocreales; Nectriaceae. Gene Ontology annotation, biological process: ubiquitin-dependent protein catabolic process. Gene Ontology annotation, molecular function: structural molecule activity. The transcript has 3 exons. The record is from RefSeq and is a predicted model, not a curated record. Gene Ontology annotation, cellular component: proteasome regulatory particle, lid subcomplex. The coding region runs from base 1936 to 3207 and encodes 423 amino acids.